UCACACCAAGGCCUGUUCUACGCAGGAACAACAUGCUGGCUGAAGUGGUGGAGAAACUGAAGAAAACUGAACUCCAAGCUGCUUCUGCUCACUGUUACGCUGGACCUGGAGAUGUGGAGUGUGAUUCCUGCACCGGGAGAAAACACAAAGCUGUUAAGUCCUGUCUUGUUUGUUUGGCCUCCUUUUGUGAAGAUCAUCUUAAACCUCACUAUCAGUCUCCUGCCUUUAAGAAGCACAAGUUAGUUGAAGCCUGUGCAGAGCUCCAAGAGAAGAUCUGCUCUGAACAUGACAAACUGAUGGAGAUCUACUGUCGUACUGACCAAAGCUUCAUCUGUUACUUGUGUACGAUGAAAAAACACAAAGGUCAUGAUACAGUUUCAACUGAAACAGAAAGAACUAAAAAACAGAAUGAGUUAAAGGAGGAUCAGAUAAAAUCCCAGCAGAAGAUCAAGGAGAAGCAGAAGAAGGUGCAGGAGCUGAAACAAACUGUGGAUAUUAUUAAGACAUGUUCACAGGCAGCAGUAGAUGACAGUGAGAGGAUCUUUACUGAGCUGAUCAGCUCCAUGGAGAAAAAGCGCUCGGAGGUGACGGAGCUGAUCAGAGCUCAGGAGAAAGCUGAAGUGAGUCGAGCUGAACGACUCCUGAAUCAACUGGAGAAGGAGAUUGCUGAUCUUAAGAGGAGAGUCACUGAGCUGGAGCAGCUUUCACACACACACGAUGACAUCCACUUCCUCCAGGUAACACUCACUGUCUGAUCUACAGAGGGCGCU
Messenger RNA from Tachysurus vachellii, 770 nucleotides. Its product is annotated as tripartite motif-containing protein 29-like. The record is from RefSeq and is a predicted model, not a curated record. The transcript is spliced from 3 exons. Bases 33 to 755 code for a protein of 240 amino acids. Lineage: Eukaryota; Metazoa; Chordata; Actinopteri; Siluriformes; Bagridae. Gene Ontology annotation, molecular function: zinc ion binding.